CCUCCGAGUUGUCUCGGUCCCGUGCUCCUUCUGGCGAUAGGGUUGGAGAGCGACGCCGCGCCGCCAUCCUCGCCGGACUCCACCAGUAACUCCGGCCGCCGCCGCCUUCUUCUCCUCCUCCAACGGAUCCGCCUGACCAUCUGCUCCGAUCCUCACCUAGGACGCGCGAGCCUAGGGUUAGCGGCGGGUGCCGCCCGGCCCGCCCAUCGCCUGACUCGGCCCUCCGCCUGUCGUCCCUCCACCUGAACCAGGCUGCUGCUCUCCUUCACGCUCACGGCCGAGCCCAGCGACGCCAGCCUCAACCCUCACUUUAAACUUCUUCUCCGGAUCUCCUCCAGUUCUUCAAAUUUUCUAGGCCCAGCUGAGUUUUCGACAUGUCUGGACGUGAGGUCCGUGAGUACACCAAUCUCACUGAUCCUAAAGAUAGGAAGUUGGGGAAGGGAAAGAUCGACGAUGAAGACGUCACCUUCCAGCGCAUGGUUGCAAAGAUGCAGGAUGUUGCUGGUGAGAGGGGAGGGUACCUUCAUGGACGAGGAGCAUUGGACAGUGAUGAUUUGCUUUACCUUAAAGAGCAAAUGGAGGCUGAGGAAGAUGCAGAGCGUCUUCUUCGCCGUACAGAGAAGCGGGCAUUCGCUGCUUUUAAGAAAGCAGCAGUUUUAGCUGAUUCUACACCUGCUAUACCCGCGGCUCUUUGUGUCGAUGCUAGACCAAAAAGUGAUAUAAGGCAACGUGAUCUCUUGAAGAAUAUUGUUGGGAUCAAACCAAAGCGACCCAAAGUUGGCAGCCCAUUGCAAGCAGCAGAGAGCGAUAUGCCUAAGCAGAACCAAGAAGUUUCUGCCAGCAAAAUCCCCUCAUGUCAGAAUCAACCACUUGGUGAACGUGAGAAAGAAUCAUCGCAUGGGCCAGUCAGUUGUGUGCAGCCUGUGUCGAAACCAGCUGAAGCAACAGAGGCUAGGACACAGAAUGUAUCUGGAAGCUUACUUGGUCUGGCGUAUGAUAGCUCAGACGAAGAAUAAGCAGUGGUGUAGGGGACAUCAUUGUAGACUCUGUUGUGUUAGUUUUUCUUUUGUGGCACCGUUGCUAGAUUAUGUUCUUGUGUCAGGACAAUGAAGAACCUUUUCUGGCUACUCCAAUAUAUUCAUCUCUAAUUCGCCAAA
Molecule: messenger RNA, 1157 nt
Organism: Lolium rigidum
Lineage: Eukaryota; Viridiplantae; Streptophyta; Magnoliopsida; Poales; Poaceae
Exons: 7
Coding region: 375-1016 (213 amino acids)
Source: RefSeq, a predicted model, not a curated record